AACUGGAACACAACAUGAUUUAGCUGCAGGAGUUGUUUCUGUAGAUAUUAAACCUAUCACUGAAUCUAAUUCAAAGAUACACAGCAAGGAACCGUAGCAGAGUGAGAUUCCACACUCUUCUGGGGUAACUAAUUGAGCGUAUUACAGCUGAGAUUUGAUCUACAAACUGAUUUGUCACUGCUGACUGAAAGAAACAGGUGAUAUAUCAUGAUUGCUCUGGGUCUUGGUCUUCUUUGUUUACUCUUUGGCCCUGACCUGUCAGAGGCUCAGUUUCCUCGAGUGUGCUGCACAGUGGAGGGGAUUUUGUCCAAGCAGUGCUGCCCUGCUCUGGGCUCAGACCCUGCCAAUGUGUGUGGCUCACUGUCGGGAAGAGGAAGCUGCACUGCUGUUCGAGUCGACACCAAACCCUGGGGAGGACCGUACAGACUAAGGAAUGUUGAUGACAGAGAGAGGUGGCCGACCAAAUUCUUCAAUCAGACUUGCAGAUGUACUGGUAAUUUUGCAGGUUAUGAUUGCGGCCAGUGCAAGUUUGGCUGGGCCGGACCAAACUGUGACCAGAGGAAAGCUCCCGUCGUGCGGAAGAAUAUCCACUCCUUGACCCCUGAAGAGCUCCAAGAGUUCCUGGACGUUCUGGAACUGGCCAAGAGCAGCAUCCACCCAGACUACGUCAUCGCCACGCAGCACUGGCUCGGACUCCUCGGACCAAAUGGAACAGAGCCACAGAUUGCCAACAUCUCCGUUUAUGACUUCUUUGUCUGGCAGCAUUACUACUCUGUUAGAGACACUCUUCUUGGUCCAGGUCGUCCCUUCAAAGCCAUUGAUUUCUCACACAAAGGGCCAGCAUUCAUUACUUGGCACAGGUAUCACCUCCUGAGUUUGGAAAGAGAACUCCAGAGACUUACUGGCAAUGAGAAUUUUGCAAUCCCAUAUUGGAACUUUGCCACAGGGCAGAGUGAGUGUGAUGUGUGUACUGACACUCUGCUGGGAGGCAGAAACCCAGACAACCCCUUCCUCAUCAGUAACCAGUCCAGGUUCUCCAGAUGGGGGGUGGUGUGUAACAGUCUCGACGACUACAAUCGUCUCGUGACCCUUUGUAAUGGAACCAGUGAAGGUUUCAUACAGAGAGGGAUGAUCCGGCAAGGCAACAGGACUCUGCCUACAAUGACUGACGUCAGAAGCUGUCUUGGAAUUCGGGACUUUGACAGCCCUCCCUAUUUCACCAACUCCUCCUUUAGCUUUAGAAAUGCUCUCGAAGGGUACGACAAACCAGAUGGAGAACUGGACGAAACUGUUGACAACCUUCACAAUCUUGUCCACUCAAUGCUCAAUGGAACCAGCUCGUUGGCUCACUCUGCAGCCAAUGACCCCAUCUUUCUGGUGCUCCAUGCUUUCACUGAUGCCAUUUUUGAUGAAUGGAUGAGAAGGUUUGUCCCAUCCAAUGCCACUUUCCCAGAUGAGAUGGCCCCCAUUGGACACAACAGAGACUACAACAUGGUUCCCUUCUUCCCUUCCAUUACUAAUGAGGAAGUGUAUGUUCCAUCUGAGCAGCUGGGAUAUUCUUAUGCCAUUUCCCUGGAUGAUGCAGAUGGAGGACCGGCUGUUUUUGUGCUGGGCUCCACUCUGGGAGGAAUCUUCAUCGGUCUCCUGGUGCUUCUCCUUAUCUUUGUGCUCUACCUGCGUCAGCGGAGAAACAGAGGCUUUGAACCUCUGAUAAAAGCAGAUUUCACAAAUAGAAAGUACACAGAAGAAGCCUAGAUUUCACCUGUUGUUCUGAAAUGCGCUUGAGUGCUCAAACAUACCUCAUAGUAAUGGAGCACCCUGUCUGCAGUCACGACUGUGAAGAAGAGCAGAAUAAUAAUCUUGUCUUUGAAUAGCAUGUUGUGUUUUAGCUGUUACAUCUAAUUUCAUGUUAGCAAAUGAUUCACACGAUUGUUCUACCAAGAACCUCACAUUCUUAAAUCAGUCUUUA
This is a messenger RNA of Pelmatolapia mariae (spotted tilapia), 1969 nucleotides long. It is a transcript of the gene dct, whose product is annotated as dopachrome tautomerase. Gene Ontology annotation, cellular component: melanosome. The transcript has 8 exons. NCBI's taxonomy places the organism in Eukaryota, Metazoa, Chordata, Actinopteri, Cichliformes, Cichlidae. Bases 208 to 1755 code for a protein of 515 amino acids. The record is from RefSeq and is a predicted model, not a curated record. Gene Ontology annotation, molecular function: oxidoreductase activity; dopachrome isomerase activity. Gene Ontology annotation, biological process: ventricular zone neuroblast division; positive regulation of neuroblast proliferation; developmental pigmentation.